GGAGGGUUUACAUUGCUAUAAGGCAAUUCACCCAAAUUACCUCGGAAGUAUUACAAAUUACCUCGGAAACAGAUUUCUUAUCUCACAUCUGAUGCUAUAGGAUGUCGCAAACAUCCUUCCUUGAAGAUGUUGCCUGCUGGUCUGAAGCAGACUGCAAGGAGAGGUUCGCAGUCACUGUCCCAAAGUUACUUUCAUGUCUAGAGUCUUCCCCAUCAGUGGAAAAAGAGCUGAGCACCCUCAAAAUCUUGACGUCUUCUUUCCUGCCAUGUGUGUCUGUGGAAGAAGCCGAGACUGUGUUGUAUUCUAAACUUGUGCCAAAGGUGAGCAAGGAAUUCCUCCAGCUCCUUACUUCAGCUGAGAAAUUCUUGGCCGAUGCCUCGGUGCAUCUACAAGAAGUGAAACAAGAGAUCAGCACCAAGUUAAAAUUUGGCCUCGACAUCAUCCAGUGCAUUGAGAAGUGUGUGAACCAUGCUGGAGGGGCUGACUCCCUCCAUCUUCACAUGGUACACUCUCUGACACAGCCUGUGUUAGACGUGGUCAAGGGAACGUAUGGUCACUGUAAGGAGAGCUCUACAAUCUAUGGUGAUCUUAUAGUAGCUGUGUCAGACCAGCUGACAGCGCUGUUCAAGAGAGCACAUGCCCUUCAAAUGGUCUUCCUGUCCCUGCUUGAUAAUGUUGUCUUGACACAAGAUGCAGCUGAACAAGAAGUAGCAGACAUGGCAAUGGUCUGUCAUGAAUUGUUCCAUAUCAGUCAAGUUGUUGCAAGUUUGGAUGUCAAAAUCAUGGUCACGUCGUGGAAAACGUUAUCAAGGUUGAUAUGUCAACACAAGGUAUUGCUAGGCAACAGCCUUAAUGUCUCCAUGGUGAUCACAGGCCUUAGCAACAGUGUUGAGGCAGCAUACCAGUAUCUCUUCCAGUUGGCCCCAUCUGUGAGUCCCCAGGGUGAGAUGAUUUCAACUGGUGAUGAGAAGUCGUUUAUGAAGUCGGUGAAGAUCCUUGGUUUCCAAGUUAAGAUCUUAAUGGUCCUUGUCAAAGAGCUCCUUGAUUUGUUGGGAGAGUCUGCCAGAGCUUUGUAUAGUCUCCUUCUGCAUGUACACAGAUAUGUCCCUCCAUCUCUGACCGCUCAAAACAUUCCUCCUCCCUUCAUGAACGAGAUGAGAAAACAUGUACUGGGACCGAUGGACACUCUGGUCUCCUACCUCAUCGGGAACCAACACUUUCUUGAGAGCUUGACUUCGAGAGAAGAAACACUGUCAGAGAAUAACAUUCCACGCUGUCAGAUACAAGUGAUAAGUUUGCACUACAUUGCAAAAUCCAAUGAUGAUGUCCUUGAUAGGUGGAUGAACCAGCAACCUCCCUGUGGCUGUGAGUCUAUUAUACAAGCUACAUUUAAAUCUGUAGCUAACUGCUACCUAGAAUUGUGUUGCCCAGUUUCACUACCCGGGGUUCCAUGUAAUGGCAACUCAAACAGAGAUGUAGGACUAUAUGAAUACAUUGUCACAAGGGUCUCCGCUUUUGCAUGCAGUCUUCCUGUGCGCCAUUUUCCACAUAUGGAAAUGUGCCUCCUCACUAAUGUGCUAUCAUCUAACUUCCACUGCGCUCUACUGGCCAUUGAUGUUUGGUGCUUAGUUGCAAGAUAUGGUACGGCAGAAUUGUGCAGAAACCAUUGCAUCGCCCUGGGAAAGCUGCUCCUCCAACUUGAGGUCAACUCAGGUCCACAGUACCUUCACUUGUUGUUGUUGCUGAGAAGGAUAUUCCAGUUCUUGGCACCGGAACAUCAGGUUGAUUUUGUGCACGAGUUCCCCAUUUCCAAGUGCUGUCAUCUGUGGGCUACUUUACCAAUCUCCAGUCUGUCCCAAGAUCUGCUCAAGCCAACUGUGGAAAAGAUGAUCGAGUUCUGCAUAGAUCAAACACAGAAAUGGAACACAAGCAAAGCUAGAAAGUUAAAAGAUGCUAAACAAUUGUUUGGCUGCCUACGCUGUCUCCAAAAUCUCUUUAGCAAUACAUCUGUUGUCGAGCACUGCAUACCACCAAACCAGCGAGCUUCAGCCUUGAACCGUACAAUCGGGAUAUGGAAGUCUCUGCAGGUCGAAGAUGUGCUCAGGUUCCCCAUUCUACAGUCCUGUGUUACUGUGCUGACUGGCUUGACUCAACACAUGGUGCUAGAUCUCCAAACAGAGGAAUUGUUUCUGGUUUUAAACUUCCUCCAUUCCCUCCAAAAACAAGGAACAGCAGAUGCGAUACGAUUAUCAAUAUCUCAACUCCUCGCUGCCCUGGGAAAGAAAAAUAUUCCUCCGUCAUUCCAGCAGUCUCAGAUCCUGUCCACCUUGCCAGAAAUGUUUGCUCAGGUUUUAACAGACCCGUGCGUCAUGGUGAAGCAGCACGGGUUAGAAGCGUUCAGUCAGUUUGCUGAGGAGACGCCCCAUGAGGGGGUCGUGCCUGAAUGUCUCCAGCUUCAGGAGGGAAUCAAAGAUGUGAUUGUGGACUACUUAAAUAAGGUUCCUCACCAAACAAAAGAGCCAUUCAUUUUAGAAGAUUACCUGAAGAUGCAACAUGAAGCGUUAAAAAUCUGUGAUAGAUUAGCACCGCAACACAGGACAACAGGUAUGAGGACCAAAACGGAAUUCCCUGGGUCACCAAGACAGGAACCCCCAGCCAAACGAUCCAAACAGGAUCCCAGUGAGGUUGAAGACCGCUGCCGUGAGAUCCUUUCCCGUGUUCAGCAAGACCUUGGUGACCUUGCCGACCUCCAUCAUGCCAAUUCACUGCCGUGUUGGGUAUUUGAUGACCUCAAUGCCAUUCAGGUUCAGUUGACAAGUCUGCUAUGA
Molecule: messenger RNA, 2828 nt
Organism: Lineus longissimus
Lineage: Eukaryota; Metazoa; Nemertea; Pilidiophora; Heteronemertea; Lineidae
Product: FIGNL1-interacting regulator of recombination and mitosis-like
Exons: 20
Coding region: 102-2828 (908 amino acids)
Source: RefSeq, a predicted model, not a curated record